AAAAACUCGCCCCACUUUUUCAUCCAAUCAGAAGUUAUAGCCAGACAAAUUGUGACUCGCUCGCACACGUUUUCUCGCACUUCACGUCAGCUGCAUGUAUUUACCUUCCAGUUUUGAUUGGUUUACUGUAUUGUCUGUGUUCUUUGUGAUUGGCUAGAGUGAUAACAUUGGUUUUGGUAAUAUGCAUAGAAGAUAUUAAAGGGGCAGUGCCCCGAGGAUUUUGACCUUUGUUGGUCAAAACUGUGUACAAUACCUUUAAUUUAUUUGCAAAAUAAUUCUAUAACACAGAGAGCAAAAACCAACUAAAUUCUACAAGGAGGAACAAAUCAAGAACUAUUCUAGUGCAUCUUGGAAACAAAACUUUUCGAAACUUUAAGGUGGCUCUGAACCCCAUGUGCAAAAUAUUUUAAAACUUUUUAAAAGUUGCAACUUAUCCUGCUUAUCAAAAUUCGACAAUAAAAAAGUGGGUUUCAUCGUAUCGUUUUGGAAAUAUAAGAACUUAAAGCUAAAAUUAAAGGUUUUUUUAAGCAGGUUAUACUGUUCCUGUUAUGUCACGAAAAUGAUACCAACGUGUUCCCCAGUUAUUGCGCGGUUUUUAAAAACCAUAAUUGCAGCAUCACCUAAUGAAAAGUGGUUAUUAUGACCCAGCAAAUUCUAAGUCUUGAAAAGUGCUAGAAACUGUUGUGAGCCACUUGGUUAUGUUUCAUCCUUUUUUUAGAGCCUAUAGUUGAAAUAAAAGCAUCCUCCAAGAUAUCGGUGGCCUCUUGGUACGAAGGAACGCCCAUCCCGAUGAUUUGUAUAGAGCGGGAGCACAGCGAUUUUGAACAGCUUCAGUCACAAUUGCGUUUAGCUAUGGGUGUGCCUGUAGAACCGACCAUUUCAGUAAUUUACAACAACUUACGAUAUGAUGACAACACACACAUCGUGACAUUCCAUCUGCGUGAAAAAGACUGGGAUGAGCUGAAGUCAACUUCCCGGAUGUGGAUCUCGUCAACAGCUGAUGAUCUCUUGAUCUUGUUUAAUAACUUGCUUCAAGUCAUAAAUCGUGAACCAGUUCCACUCGGAGACGAGAUCGUUAAAAGUGUUCAAGUGGUUGAUCCACUGGAGACAUUUGGUUUGUUCUCGGUACAAAACUUCACCGUAAAUGAAUCCAGUGAAAAUUGCCAAGUACUUAAGGUACUAAAAGUAGAGGAGAACACAUUCUCAUACUACGCAGAACUUGAAAUACUGGACUCGGUAAUCUGCAAAGCGAAAGCGAUGAAGAUUACUUUCCAUCCAGAGAAAUGCCCAACCGAAGUCCAAAUAGACUUUGAGGAUGCUAAAGGAGACCCUUUGCACAUGUACUUUUCAUGUUCUGUCGAUGUAAAGUCUUCAAAGUUCCAGAUUUCAAACACGCGCGGAAGCGUACUUUGUCACAUCCCCAAGAGAGAAGAUGGAACAGUAGGAGAGCUUGUGAUACGGAACCCGGGACCAGUUCCCUUCCAUGCGUUGCCUUUAUGGGACUCUAAACUGGACGACUUGAGAGUAUGCGGUAGAAUGUUUUGUACCAAGCUUGAUUUAAAGUUGAAGGAACAAAGGAAAAGUGGUUCGCCAUUUUUUAACCUGAGAGAAACCAUUUCCAUGAUUUUACGCAACCAUAUAACAGAGCCCGAGACACCGAUGAUACAGUGUGUUGAGGAGAGAGGAAUCAUCGAAGAACCAUAUCAGACACCGGACGACAUAGUGCGCAAGAAAGGAUUCAUUAUCUUAGUACAGAACGUGUACAAAUGGAAGAAUUUGCCCGUCGCUAAAGUUGUUUUCAGUGAUUGUCAACGGUAUGCUGCCAUGCUUCGCAAUAAUCCAACAGACUCACGAUUAUUGGAAGCCUACUUCAACCGUACGGUUCUACAUUUGGUACAAAGAAUUCCCGCUGAUCAACAGGAACAGAGCUUGUUUCGAAAAAUGCUGUACACAAAUGCAGCUAGAGUCGCCCAAAGUGGAUCUGAUGUCUGGACAGAUUCCUUCAUAACCCUGUUAUUUCCAAGAGAAAGCACUCUUGAUCUCUUCAGUGAUGUUCAAGAAACAGCAGGCGAGAGGAAAUUUAAAACCAAAGGUUUUCCACGGAAUCCAUUACCUUCUUCAGAAACGUCUAGUUACUCUGAUGAAGCUCUUCCUGAAGACAGCUUCUCUGAGUGCUCUGCAGACGUAAUUGACCCUCCUCAAUGCACCCCUCCUCUCGGAGACCCGGAGUGCGCGUUUUGCCAUUCAAAGACUGGGACCUUAAAAAGAUGCCUCGGUUGCAAAGAAGUCUCCUAUUGCAAUACGAAAUGUCAGAAACGUCACUGGAAGAAGCACAAACCAGAUUGUCAAAAUAGCGGCUAGGAAUCUUUCUAGACUCAUUCGCGGCCUUGUUACUCACGCGAAAUUCAAACAACUGAACGCUUAUUUCGUUCUUGAUUGUGUAUGUAUCACGAAAAUGCAAUAAUUGUUCAGCUAUGUUUCGCCAGUCAAUCUCACUACAAAAUUUCGAUUAUUUUUAAUGCUUGUUCUCUCUAUGUGUGUUAACGAUUGCGAAACUUCUCAGUAGAGCUUCUAAUGAACGGGGAAAUUUAAUAAUUCACUUUAGUAGAAUUCUACUAGUAAUGUUAUGCAAAUGCUGCAAUCUGAUUGCCUGAGCUACUCGUAUACUAUCAGCCAUCAGAGUGCAGUGGAUGUCGACCGUCCACAAAAUGCGAAGUUUUUAUCGUUUUUCCGAAGUUUUGGAAGAAAGUUUAGAUGUAAAUGGAUAAUUAAAUUCCUGAGAAGAC
Molecule: messenger RNA, 2786 nt
Organism: Orbicella faveolata
Lineage: Eukaryota; Metazoa; Cnidaria; Anthozoa; Scleractinia; Merulinidae
Biological process (GO): regulation of transcription by RNA polymerase II
Cellular component (GO): nucleus
Molecular function (GO): DNA-binding transcription factor activity, RNA polymerase II-specific
Source: RefSeq, a predicted model, not a curated record